Molecule: messenger RNA, 1645 nt
Organism: Biomphalaria glabrata
Lineage: Eukaryota; Metazoa; Mollusca; Gastropoda; Planorbidae
Product: transforming growth factor beta regulator 1-like
Exons: 11
Coding region: 36-1454 (472 amino acids)
Biological process (GO): regulation of cell cycle
Cellular component (GO): nucleus
Source: RefSeq, a predicted model, not a curated record
GUAAAAGGGAGGAUUACUCUUGUCUACAAUCUAGAAUGGCAGCCUCCAGUCCGACAAAAUCGUCAAUCAGCACCUUAUCAAUGACAAUGACACCUAACCAACAAAGGGGUGCAACAAGUGUUUCAUCUUCAGCCCUACCACUGCAACCAGCUGGUAGUAAUACCACAACCAGCGAGGACGUUAAGCCUUCUCAAAGCCUUCUGGAUGAUUUGAUGAAAGAAAAAUUCACUAGUGUAUCUGAAGGGUCUUCUAACCCAACUGCUGGUACUUCAGGAGCAAGUACAAAAUCCCUUCAUCAUGGCGCACAAGACAUCUACGCCAUGAAACUGAAGAAACUCAAACAAGUCAUUAAAGACACAAUAUUUUUGAAUGGAGCCAUUUGUGAUGAAGUCAUGCGAACAGAUGAAAAAUUGGCCAGAGCCAAGGAAGAAAGAAGAUUUCUCUUGCGAAAACUGCUUCAGUUCCAGUCAGCCAAUGAUACCAUCUUACCAACUUUAAAGUCUGAGCCCCACACGCCCAAUGCCAGACAAUCUAAAGGGUUGCUGGGAACUUUGCCAGUCGACAGCACAAUGAGUGAAAAUGCUGGAAAACACAAAGCUGUUAAGCGAAAAUUGCCAGGGGGUGGAGCCUCAUUGCCACAGGGUGCAGCCUCCACAUCUCUCAUCUCAUCCAAUAUAAGCAAUUCUGUGUCUACCUUGGGGAUUAGUGGGACCGGUGAGGCCAAGAAGAAAAAUACACAGUCCAAUAAGGAGAGCUCAGAAAAUCUUUCAGUUCGCCCUAAAAAAGGAAAAGGAGCUGUUAAAAAAGUAAUUCCUCCACUGAUGUUGGAUUCUUUGGGGAGACCAAUUUUCCCCAUGGUUCUUGGUGAUAUAACUCUUCAUAGUAUAGGGGAGAUUGUACCAGAUCGUCUUAGUUUUCAUUCUGUUGAGUCUAUCUACCCAGUGGGUUUUUGUAUCACAAGGGUCUAUGCUAGUUUACAUAAGCUGGACUCAAAAUGUUUAUACACCUGCAAGAUAUCAGAUAACAAUGAUGGGCCAUUGUUUGAGAUAGCAGCAGAAGACAGUUCUGAUAUUCUGUUCAAGUCCAGUAACCCAGUGGACUGCCACAGCCAGCUUAUAAAUGCUGUGAACAAGUUAAGGGGCAUCUCCAUAACACAGUCAGAAGGCCAGGGUCUCGCCUUCUUCGGCCUCUCCCACCCCGUCAUACAGAACCUGAUACAGUCCUGUCCUGGAGCCAGGAAAUGUGCCCGUUACAAAUGGGUGAAGUUUGAGAUCAACAAGGCAGAAACCAAUGAGAAUGUGGCUGUGGGAACAAAUGAUCCGUCUGUUAGUUAUGAAGCGUUUAAAGCACACUUACAAUCCCUUGGUCAGACAUGUGUCUCACUUCCUGUCCAGUUGGAGCAAUCCACCAACUUGAGGUCCUUACUGACAAAAGGAAAUUCAAGUCUUACAUGAAACAGCUACCGUCCUUUUCUUUUACUGUUCUUUUUUUUUUUUUGUUUUGUUUUUGUUCAUAAUUUUGUAUUCAUUAACAAUUGUAUUUAUGAUUUGUUAAAAAAAAAGUUGUAUUUUGUAAACAAUUAUUUUCAUUUUAAUACCGCAUUGAUUAUUUUAUACAAGUGAUAAUAAACUAUUGUUUUAUACAA